GUGUAAAUAGUGAGCAGUAUGCAACUCAAAUUGUUUUUGUUUGAGUCUCAAUAUUUGUAUUCGUGCCUUUUUCUUCAUGCUACUUUACAUAUCAUCAUACCUCAACUUUCCGCCCGUCAUCUCAAUCACCCUCCCUCGAUCCAUCAUCAUCACCCAAUAAAGUCCGCAAAUUGAAAAAAGAGAGAGUGACCGAGACCGAAGCGAAGCUAAACGAACCGAACCCUACCACUUCAACAAUCUACCUAAAAACUAUAAGUAACAAAAACAACAAUAAAAAUAAAAAUAAAAAAAAUGAAACAACCACACCGAAUAUCAAAAGUAUAUCUCAAUCUCAACUCAUGUAGUAGGCAAGUUGCAGGUAGGUAGGUAUAGGCAGCCCAUAACACCAUCAGCACCGGAUUCCGACUCCAACUUGGCCGCAACGUCAGUUGGCCAAAACACUUCUUCUCAAUCGUUUGUCGUCGUGACGCUCACCGUUGUUGUCUUAACUUUUCUCGUGUUCGUAUCAAGUCUCAGCGCAACGCAACGUCUUUCAAAUACAAAAUUAUAUUUAAAAAAAAAGUUCACAAUGAAAAAAUAUCGCUCACAACACGCAAUCGAAUUAAGAUUUCGCGCUCCUUAAAAAAAAUUUAAAACAAACUAUCAAAGAAAAAAAAAAACAAUUCACUUUCAUUUUUGCCCUACCUCGCCUCAGCACAAUUACCCAGUGUAACAAAAAAAAACGAAGCUAUUAUAGCACUUCUGAUAAGAAAUAUAAUUAUUCAUUUAAACCAAUAAAUUUAACCAAAUUUGAAGAAAAAUAAAAAACGUCGCUCGUUUCAUUGAGAAUUCCUACGUGUGUGCCCAAGUUAGAUUAUGUUACACAAGGUUAGUCACCAUCAUCGUCGUCGUCAGAUUAAAAACCACCGAUUCGCGGCGCUCGAAGCACCUGAAUCCACGGCAUCGCUUUUGCUGCUGCUGCCUGAAAAGUGAGAGUGAUUUGAAGAGUGACAUAAAAAAGCAACAACAAAAAAGAAGAAUUAAAUAAAUAAAAAAAUAUUAACAACAAAAUCACGCAUUCUUCUCAUUUUAUAUCUUUUCUUGUCUUUUGUCCACUUUUUCAUAUGUGUUUGGUGUAUCUGUGUGUAAAUGAAUGAAUUUCAUAUCAAAGUGAUAUAAAAUACAAUAAAAAUCAUCUGAGAUACUUUUGUAUUAAUUUUCAAUUUGAUUUAAAAACAAAAACCUAAAAACAAAACGACAAAGCUUAAUAAAGAUUUGAAUAUAAACAAAACGAAGUCAGAAAAAUUGGUUCAAAGCAAACAUGUUUCGAUGCUGUGUUCUUGUAGCGGUUAUCUUGAUGACCUUGAGUUCUAUAACACAAGCGUUAAUCGUCCCCCAGGAGCUUCCAUCAAUCCUUUCGCUUGUCUACUCAAAUAUUCCUCCUAUAAGAAAAGGAACUGAUUCCCGCCUUGGGUUUGGAUUCCGUUUGGGUGAACAUGCUGAUUUUCAAGUUGUAGUUGAACUUGGUCCUCAAAAAGAAACCCGACCUCUUGGUAUGAAUCAAGAUGACGAUGACAGUUCAAAUAGUAAAAGACAAGUAAAUCAAAACGAUUACAAAAAAAUUCGAAGAAUGGCAACACGACCAAGACCACGAACAACUACAACAACAACAACAGCUCGUCCUUUAUGGUCAACAGAAUCCCCAAAUGAUUAUGCUUGGUUAAGAGAUUGGUUUAGUGAAUGGACAGGAUUCAAAAGUAGAGACAAUAAUAAUUCCAAUACCAAUACCAAUGCAAAUAAUAAUAACCACUCUCGAAAACCAAGCAAAAUUCAGAAUAAAAACUUUAUAAAUGAAAUAGUGACGAAAAAAGGUUACGUGAAGACUGUUCCAAUAAUUCCAGAAUCCUCAUUAAGACAAUUGCAACAACUCUACAAAAUGGCCACGAUGGAGCCAAUUGUUGUAGAAGAUACAACCCCAAAUCCAUCGUCGAGUGUUGGGAUUAAUGAUGAAAGAAUGAACGAAAUUUUAUCAAAUACACCGAGUCGAUUGAGUAUAAUAUCAAGAUUUAGGGAAAUGCCAUCAGCACCUGAGUCUGGGCCGUCUGUGGGUCCAGCUUCAGCUCCAACUUCAGCUCCAGUUCCAGCUCCAUCUUCAGCUCCAGUUCUAGUUCCAGCGCCAGCGCCAACGCCAACACGAAAAACGAAAGGGGAAAUUACGGAUGAACUGAUGGAUGUAAAUUUAGCGGAGUGAAAUAUAUAGAGUGCAUAGAGUUCCAUUUGGGGGGAAUGAUAUGUACGGGCUUUGGGUUCGGGUUGUGAAUUUAUGUAGUAAAACAAAAAAAAAACGGUGUAUUUUCUAACCUAUAAAAUAGAGAAGAUCGAAAUAGCAAUUAAAUUAGACAAAUCUUAAUCUUCUUGUAAAUUUAAAAUUGCCUUGAAACGCUUUUGUAUUUAAGAAAUAAGAUAUAAGUAUAUGUUUAAUUAUUAUUAAACCUUAUUUAUAAACGAAAACUGUUAUUAUUUAUAUAUGUACCUAUACCUAUGUAUGAUAUUGUAAAUAAAAUUUUAUGGUGU
This is a messenger RNA of Eupeodes corollae, 2553 nucleotides long. Its product is annotated as transcription factor stalky. Bases 1301 to 2230 code for a protein of 309 amino acids. The transcript is spliced from 3 exons. The record is from RefSeq and is a predicted model, not a curated record. NCBI's taxonomy places the organism in Eukaryota, Metazoa, Arthropoda, Insecta, Diptera, Syrphidae.